AACACUACAGGCUCUCACUCGUGGACGGUCGCGCGCGCACUCUCAGGCACACGCGGGUGGCCGAUAACAAUAUUACGUCGCGAUUUAUAAUAAUUAUCAUAAUCUAUAAGUGCGCUUGAGUUUUUGUUGUUGUUAGGUAUUGGUUACUACUAAUUUCUCGUCACUCGUCAGUGUGAUACCCGGUGUUGUCGGUGUCGUUUCGUUUUCUCGUGUGUACUGUUGUCCGGAUUCCCCUGCCCAGAGUGUGACGCAAUACGCCGAGCAGAGUUUCGCGAACAUUCGACGGCGACGAUUUUUCGGAUUUAAUUUUUCUGACUUCUCCGACCGGAAUUUCAGCUGCCGACGACUAUCAUGUCGCUGAACACGGCUCAUGUACAAGGCGGUGGUUGCCUGAUACACGCAGGCGAAUGCAUUAUUUUGUUUACUGACGCUGUCACAAUUGAUUUUCACGGCCAAGAUGGUAGAGCAUUUCAUGGUUCUAAAGUGGGAAAAUUGUUUUUAACUACUCAUCGAUUGAUUUUCAUCAACAAAUCUGACAAAGAUGAGCUUUUAUCAUUUAGUAUGCCAUUUGUUACUCUUAAAGAUGUGGAAUUGGAACAACCAGUUUUUGGUUCAAAUUAUAUAAAAGGUAAAGUACGUGCUCAACCUAAUGGAAACUGGGUUGGUGAAGCAAAAUUUAAGUUGAUAUUUAAGAAAGGCGGUGCUAUUGAUUUUGGAAGAGCCAUGUUAAGAGCAGCAUCAAUGGCUAAUAACAACUAUCCUCAAAUGGAUAAUCCGCCACCCUACGCUCCACCUGAAGGUCCAUACUACAUGGCUGAUGUUCCAUACGGUGUACCUCCUCCUGGCUACUAUGGAUGGAUGCCUUCAACUGAAGCUUUUCCAGAUGCACCACCUCCUCAAUCUGUCUAUAGAACUGAUAUGCCUCCACCAUAUCCAGGUAUAAUUGGUUUCGCUGGUAAUCCAGGUUAUGCAAGCGCCCCACCUGCACAAACAGCUCCACCUCCACAACUCUUUAAUGGGCAAGAUGCAAAAGCAGCAGAAGCAGCACAGAGUGCAUACUUUGAUCCCAACAGGCCACAAAUGGCUUAUGUUCCACCACCAUCAUACUAUGAACUUCCUCCACCUUACAAAGAAGCUGAAAAUAAGAAGAAUGAUUAAAUACAACAUGUUUAUGUCUACAUUCCAUUGAUUGUUUUUUUUAUAAUUUUAUUGUUUUUUUUUUUUUUUUUUUUUAAGCGGUAUUGAAA
Molecule: messenger RNA, 1247 nt
Organism: Diuraphis noxia (Russian wheat aphid)
Lineage: Eukaryota; Metazoa; Arthropoda; Insecta; Hemiptera; Aphididae
Gene: Wbp2
Product: WW domain binding protein 2
Biological process (GO): positive regulation of DNA-templated transcription
Cellular component (GO): nucleus
Molecular function (GO): transcription coactivator activity; chromatin DNA binding
Source: RefSeq, a predicted model, not a curated record